Molecule: messenger RNA, 2271 nt
Organism: Betta splendens (Siamese fighting fish)
Lineage: Eukaryota; Metazoa; Chordata; Actinopteri; Anabantiformes; Osphronemidae
Gene: gipc2
Product: GIPC PDZ domain containing family, member 2
Exons: 6
Coding region: 302-1291 (329 amino acids)
Molecular function (GO): protein binding
Source: RefSeq, a predicted model, not a curated record
CGCGCUGGGACACAAACAGAGCGGCUAUUGUUAGCACGGAGCCGCCAGCAGGUUGUGUUAGAGUUGAUCCUCACCCACCUACCUGUUGAAUAAUUACGACGAGACGCCGAGUCGAAGAACAAAGUCGAACAGGUGAGGAAAGGAAACGCGCUGGCCGUAGGAAAGAAGCGGAGGAAAGAAGGAAGUGAAUAAGGACCCGACGGGCGCUGGGAGUGAAACUCUACAGGUAGUUCAAUGUUGUAGCAGUUGUUGCGUUCAAACGCCGAUAAACAAACGAGGACAACACAAACACGCAGACAAAAUGCCGCUGGGACCGUGGAGGAAGAAAAAACAGUCGACGAAGGAGCAUUUGGUGGAGAACGAGGAGGUCGGCGGCGGACACGCAGGUGCCGGGAACCAGGCUAAGUCCGCCGUGAACGGAGCGGGGCUCCCGCCGCCACCUGCCAGCCUGCGGCCCAAGCUGGUGUUCCACACGCAGCUGGCGCACGGGAGCCCCACCGGCAGGAUCGAGGGCUUCACCAACGUCAAGGAGCUGUACUCCAAAAUAGCGGAGGCGUUCAACAUAAGCCCGCCCGAGAUUCUGUUCUGCACCCUGAACACUCACAAGAUUGACAUGGAAAAGCUGCUCGGGGGCCAGAUCGGCCUUGAGGACUUUAUCUUUGCCCACAUUAAAGGGCUCAAGAAGGAGGUGGAGGUUUUUAAAUAUGAAGAUGCACUGGGCCUCACCAUCACCGAUAAUGGAGCAGGAUACGCAUUCAUAAAGCGUAUCAAAGAGGGGAGUGUGGUGGACGGGGUGAAGGUGAUCUGCGUGGGCGACCACAUAGAGUGCAUUAACGGUCGUAACAUCGUGGGGACCCGGCAUUAUGAGGUCGCCCGCAUGCUGAAAGACCUGCCCAGAGACAAAACCUUCACCCUCAAACUGGUGGAGCCCAUGAAGGCCUUUGAAAUGCUUGAGCCAAGGUCGAAAGGGUCAAAACCUGGUGGCGACAACAAGAUCGGUACAGGGAGGGGAACUCUGAGACUCCGCUCAAAGGGCCCAGCUACUGUGGAAGAGGAGCCGACAGAAUUUGAGGAGAAGGCAGUGAAGAAAGUAGAUGACCUCCUGGAAAGCUACAUGGGCAUCAGAGACACUGAGCUUGCUGCUACAAUGGUUGAGGUCGGGCGUGACAAAAAGAACCCGGAUGAAUUCGCCAUGGCGCUGGACGAGACCCUCGGAGACUUCGCCUUCCCUGACGAGUUCGUCUUUGACGUGUGGGGAGCCAUCGGAGACGCCAAGCAGGGACGAUUUUGAGUCGUCCUACACACACACACACACACACACAAACACACACGUAUACUCUUCUCAUCCCUCAUCCCCCAGAUCGCCUCUAAGAACCCUUGUUGAGGUCACAAACAAAGGUGGAUGAAGUGUUUUCACCAGCACCUCAGCUACUGUGCAGAAGUGCCAGCGUUCCAGUUUAACCUCGUAGCACUGGAGCUGCUUCCAAGCUGACAGGUUGUUCAUUGACUCCAGAUGUUGGCAGAUGUUGUGUAAACCUUGUGACCCCCCACUUUGGAAGCAGGGUAGCUGCAGCUGCAUCUGAUGACGUGUUUCUAUCAGAGCAGCAAACACAGUCUAUGACACUGGACAGAAGUGGCACAUACACGCCUCAAACUUUAAUCACUUUCCAGCUGUGUCGAUUUGAUGCGGCACAGCUUUUUGUAGGGUUUUAUAUGUCAGUGCUGCUGAUUUUACAGCAGCAGCAGCAUCAUCGUGUAAUUAGUGUAAUUAUAGUAACUGUAGCAAUAGUUCUUCUCAGCAACUUUCUCAGAUCUUUUAAACGACCUCGCUAUGAAAUAACUGACCACAUUUCAGCGUUGCUAAUGUUCCUUCACACUGUGAUUCAUUGAAGCUUCCCUCAGCUUGAACCUUUCAUCCAUCCAAGAGAGACUGAGCACGGUUUAUCUCACAUUCCCUCCCGUUUUUGUACUUACAUUAGAUAUGUUUCUGCUGUACUUUAUCCGAUCAUGGAACAUGAUAUGCUGAAAUGCAUUUCACAAAGCCAGGGUUCUGCAUGAACAGCCCUCAGUGCUGUUCUGGAAUGGGAUCAGUUGCAAUCCAGUGUCUUAAAGAUGCACUCGCGUUUAGAUAACAGCACUAUUUAAAUCACUGUCAACCUGAAUUUCUAUAAUAACCUGAUUACUGUCAUCCGUGAUGUUAACUCAGCAGUUGACAAUAUUGUUUGAUAAGGGAUGACUUUUGUAGGAUGGACAAUAAACCUUGAUAUUCCA